This is a messenger RNA of Orycteropus afer afer, 1019 nucleotides long. It is a transcript of the gene SPATA4, whose product is annotated as spermatogenesis associated 4. Gene Ontology annotation, cellular component: axoneme. The record is from RefSeq and is a predicted model, not a curated record. Lineage: Eukaryota; Metazoa; Chordata; Mammalia; Tubulidentata; Orycteropodidae. Gene Ontology annotation, molecular function: microtubule binding. Gene Ontology annotation, biological process: regulation of cytoskeleton organization; negative regulation of execution phase of apoptosis.
AGGCCCUGCCCCGCCGCGCUAAGGCCCUGCAGUUCCAAUGCUAUUGCCACAGAAACCCAGAAAGCAACAUGGCUGCCGCCGGCGAGGGAGAAAGGCAUGUGACGCUGCCGGCGGCAGCGGUCACCGAGACAGCUCCACUUUCGGCACAGCCAGCUGCUCCCAUACAACGGAAGCCUAAAAAGGGUCUGGUCUAUCCACACCCCCCGAGAAGAUCCCGCCUGUCUCGGUCCGUUCUGCGCUGGCUCCAGGGCUUGGAUCUCAGCUUCUUUCCCAGGAAUAUUAACAGGGACUUUUCAAAUGGCUUCCUGAUUGCAGAAAUAUUCAGUAUAUAUUUCCCUUGGGACCUUAAAUUAUCAUCCUUUGAAAAUGGAACCUCUUUAAAAGUCAAGUUGGAUAACUGGGCACAGUUGGAGAAGUUCCUGGCAAGAAAAAAAUUCAAAUUACCUAAUGAACUAAUCCAUGGAACUAUUCAUUGCAAAUUUGGAGUACCUGAAAUACUGAUAGAAGAGGUUUACACUUUGUUAACACACCGAGAAGUUAAAAGUAUCCAGGAUGACCUUGUGAAUUUCACCGACUAUAGUUACCAGAUGCAUUUACCGCUGGUUCCCAGAUCUACAGCUUCAAAGUCUAUUAAAGAUAACAUUCGGCUCUCAGAAUUACUAAGCAAUCCCAACAUGCUCAGCAAUGAGCUUAAAGUAGAGUUCCUCUUCCUUUUACAAAUGUUGCAAAGAAAAUUAAGCAGAAAAUUGAAUCCAAAAUGGUUUGAGGUCAAACCUACAGUUGGAGAACUUACUCUCCAUCAUCUUCCACCCCAACCUACUGAGCACAGAAAUAAUUCAGUGAUUUCAAAAAAUGUAACUGCUCCUGCUGUAUAUACAGGUAAUGGUGGUAAUCUACUUAGAGAAAUUCAAAGAAAAGCUGAAGAACAUUCUUUUGGGUCUGUAAUAAAAUCUAUCAGAAAAAUUGAGAAGAAAACUUGCGAAGCACCUGUCAAAAGUUACAUGAUUUUGAAGAAAUGA